Molecule: messenger RNA, 1999 nt
Organism: Fimicolochytrium jonesii
Lineage: Eukaryota; Fungi; Chytridiomycota; Chytridiomycetes; Spizellomycetales; Powellomycetaceae
Exons: 5
Coding region: 110-1858 (582 amino acids)
Source: RefSeq, a predicted model, not a curated record
UAUCGAUACCACCACCACGAACAGGAAUCUCUUCUCAACUUGAACCAAGUUAGAGAUCCGGGAAUCAACACACAACAGCAAUUGGGGCUCACCAAAGCCGUCAAGGGAGAUGCUUUUCAACAUGCCAUUCCGGGUCAUCGUCGCUCUGAUGAUGGCCCUUGUUGCCAUCCUGGGCUCCGCCACCGCCCAGAGUCCCGCACCGGCGCCCCCAGCGCAGAGCCCUGAUGCUCCUGCUCCUAGUCCUGGCAAUGCCGCUCCUAGUCCUGGGAACCCUGCACCUGGUCCUAGUGAUGCCGCUCCUAGUCCUGGGAAACCUGCACCCAGUCCUAGUGAUGCCGCUCCUAGUCCUGGGAACCCUGCAGAUUCACCGACACCAGCUUCGCCAGUCGGUCCAUCUACUCCUCCACCUCCCCCUACAACCGACCGUCCAAACGAGCCCUCGACAACCGAGCGUCCUCCUCCUACGACAAGGCCCCCGACCCCUCCCCCAACAAUCGAGCCACCUCCUCCACCGACAAACUCCCCGACAAACUCACCAGGUAAUGAUGGUGGGCGCCCAACCACACUCCCACCCAGCGACGGAGGAGAUGGAAGCCCGUCUCCUACUGAUCGUCCCUCCCCUACCCCCAACCCCCCUCCCAAUUCCCCCGUCACUCGACCUCCUCCCGAACCUACCACCAACGGUCCGAAUGGCCCGACUGCGCCAUCUCCUGUCGACUCUCCGCCGGCAUCGCCUGCUCCCCCAACUGGUACUCCCGCUGGCCCGAUUGAUUCCCCAAUUGAUAUCCCUGUUGAUACUCCAAUCAAUACCCCAAUUGCUACUCGGUCUGAUACCCCGGACCCUACCACCCGCCCCAAUACCCCAAUCCCCCCGAUCGAUACCCCUUCCAAUUCCCCCUCCCCCAAACCCUCCCCGACGAAUCCCCCGAUCAUUGAAACAGUGACUAAUACUCGACCUCCAACUGCCAAUCCAGUUACCAAUCCUCCCACUCAGCCUACAACCAACCCCGCCCCUCCUCCGAAAGAUCCGGCGAAGCUCACCACGUUCACACCGUCGCCGACCGUCUACACUACUCCUGUGACUCGCAGCUCAGCUCUCGUGUAUACUUCUAACGGUGCUGUCAGAACUACUACCACCGUAUGGGUUGAUGAUGUUGUCGUCACAUCGACGCCCUUGCCGGUCACGACCGGCAGAUCAGAUAUCGGCAAUUUGCAAGAUGGUGGGAGUACCACUCACACGGGACCCAUUAUCGGAGGCAUUGUCGGAGGUCUCUUUGGCCUCGUUGUUCUCGGAGUGCUGGGAACCAGCGUUUACCGCUACUUGCGCGACAAACGCGCGAAAGCCAAUGACCGCGAUCUACCUUUCAACGAGCCUAUGACUGGUCUCUUUGGGGCCAACAGCAAAGUCCUUCGGUCUGACUCCCCAUCCAUCAUUCCUGCCAUCCACGAGAACAUGGUAGUUGGGCACGACAGCAGUCUUCGUGAGAGUCCCUCCCAACAAUCGAUGAGAGCCAUCAGCCCGUAUUCGAGUGGCUCAGGACAACAGAUGCUCUCUGGUUACGUUGACGAAUACGGCGCUCAGCGUGGGCCAUCGCCGUAUUAUAUGUACGGCAAUCCCGGGGACGGUCCGGUCAGCCACGACGUGCUGAACGUGGACGGGCAUGGGCAUGGGUACAACCCAGCGUAUGGAGCCGCGGCUGCGGCGGGAGGCUUGGGUGCGGCGGCGGCGGCUGGAGCGGCUGGCUCGGCCAACGGAGGUAGCCCGACUUUCGACAGAAGGGAAGCGAUGAAAGGAUUCACCCCUGGCCAGGAAGAUGAGAUUGAGAUUGCUCCCGGGGAUACCAUUGAGAUCAGGUGAGAGCCUUUGUCUCUUACCUUUCUACAUGGCAUGGGCAUCUAUUCAUCAAGCCACUCCGCAUCUCGCUUUAUAGUCAACUAUUCAACGACGGUUGGGCAUCUGGCGUGAAUACCCGAACAGGGCUCAGCGGCGUAUUUCCGC